This is a messenger RNA of Pelagomonas calceolata, 1534 nucleotides long. Lineage: Eukaryota; Pelagophyceae; Pelagomonadales; Pelagomonadaceae. The record is from the annotation of a GenBank genome assembly.
AUGCCACGCCAACUCCAACUCACGCAAAACCUGCUGGAUAGGGCCGCGACGGCCUGGAACGUCGUCUACUCGACGGUCUCCUUCCUGAUCAAUUUCCCGAGCCACUUCGAGGCCUUCGUGAAGUGGAUCGAUUCGCUGGAUCCGUCGCAAGCGCUCGCCUCGUCCAAAAUCGGCGCCUACUUGCUGAACUCGGCGGCGCGCCAGGCCGACGGUGCUUGGAAGGCGGCGAAGGGCCGCGCCUUGCAGCGGAAGGGCCAUACGAACCCCGUCGAUGAAUCCCCUUCGGAGCAUUACGUCGAGGUGCACGCGGACAGCCACCAUGUACGCGAGGGGCGCGUCGGCUUCGUCUCCGUCGAGGUCCUGCAGGCGGGCGGCUGGACGCGCGCGAACAUGGGCGACGCGUUCUCGGCCGAGGAUGUCUUCGUGCUGUUGAUUGUGGAUGGCGGCGUGGGCCAGACGAAUACGAAGGACGACGCCGUCGCGCCGGCCUGGAAGCGAAACGAACGGCGGGCGUUUCGGUUCCCCGUCGCGGAUCCGGCCGCGACGUUGUUCUGUGGGGUUUUUGAUCAGUACGGCAAGACGGAUUGGCCCAUCGGGCGGUGUUCCAUAGCGUUACGGGCCCUGGCGCCCUCGUCCACCUACGACUGCUGGCUGCCGUUAUUGAUGCGCGGAUCCGACGGCGAGGCACUCGCGGCGCGGAGCCGCGCGCUCGUCGCCGACGAGCCGCUCGCGACGGCGGCUUCCGCGCACGAGACGCAGGCCGAGAGCCGCGGGGCGGUCCGGUUACGUUUGAAGGUCGAGUGGAUCGACGGCGGCGUGGCCGCAUGCCGGUCCGCGCUGACGGACGUCGCCUACGCGCCGACCCGAGCCGUCGUCGCGACACCGGCGACGGCCUCGGGGCGUAGAUUGCGCGAAAACUGUCGCUUCGCCCUCUUCGGCCAAGGGGGCUGCCCGACGGACGAUCUGAACGAGCCGUUUCAAACUUCUAGAAUCUCGGGCUACGCCCACGAGGGCAUGUCCGACGUCCUCGACGCGGUCGUUUCGGUAGAAACGGGCUUCAAGAAGCUCGUCGCCUACGAGCGGCCGCUGAGAAGUCUGCUUCAAGGAUGUGUCGCUCUACGACGUGCGCCGGCCUGAUGUUGUCAGAUUCAAGUCGAAGUCGCUCCUGAAACGGUGCGGCUGCGGGCGCCACCGGAAGUUCGUCUUCAAGUGCGCGGACGAGCGCGACGCGGAGCUGCUGGUGGGGGCCCUGCGGGCGCUGACGGCCUUGCCGCGCGACGCGCGGCGGAACCUGAGUCGCGACUUCGACCAGGGGGGCGCGUCGCGGAGCGACGGCGUGACGCGCCUGGACGACGAGCUCCUCGUGCCGGCGAAGCCGUUCGGCUUCCUGGCCGCGGCGCUGAACGAGUACGAGCCCGCGCGGCCGGAGGUGCACCGCUCGCGCGUGCGGCCCGACCCGCGGCGGAGCUUGCUCGCGCGGAUGAGCAUCCGCGGCGAGUCGCUCCUCCGCGGCGAACCGGCUCGCGGGGCGUAA